Messenger RNA from Stereum hirsutum FP-91666 SS1, 1804 nucleotides. RefSeq lists its product as uncharacterized. Bases 8 to 1804 code for a protein of 598 amino acids. The transcript has a single exon. The record is from RefSeq and is a predicted model, not a curated record. NCBI's taxonomy places the organism in Eukaryota, Fungi, Basidiomycota, Agaricomycetes, Russulales, Stereaceae.
GUCAAAUAUGCCCAAUGUAACUCUCGCCAGCGACGGCAGCCAUAUCAAUCUUCCCUGCAACACACUGGCGCCGGCUCAUCGCAUCGCAGAUGAAACCCUCAUCCAAAUAUUUUGUUAUCAUACCCCACAAAACGAUAUCGCUGUUUCCGCGCCGAAGGACGGUUAUGGUUCCGAUACUUGGCUCAACAUAAUCCACGUCUGUCGAAGGUGGAGAGCUGUCGCGAUCGGCUUUCCAGCGUGGUGGACCAAUAUCAUCACCGUUGAUCCCGACCUGACCAACUUCAUGCUCGAAAAUUCACAACCUAUGCCCAUCACUCUCGAUGUCGACGUCUCUCCUUUACGGGGAAAGGCCAGCUAUGCGCGUCGACUCGUGAAGGCUAAUCUUCCACGUAUUCGGACUCUGCGGAUAGGUGGGGAUCGCCGUAGUAUGAACAUAAAGCGGGUUCUGGAGGUCCUCGUACAGUGUGGGACUCCUGUCCUUCACGAGAUCCAAAUCUAUGACGGAGGCAUACACUACGACGACGACAGCCUUCCUCUUCCCAAGGACGUCUUCCCUACAGCCCUCAGAGUCCCAUCGUUAUACCUCAAGUACUGCCAUGUCACCUCUGGCUCGGAAGCCUUCUUAUCUCAUCUCACCUCCCUUACCAUGGAAGGCCCUAUCAACGAUAUUUACGACACGCUUCGUUGCACCAAGGCGCUCACAUUUGCUCACCUGAAGUCUACCGAGACGAUAGAGGACUUCGAUAUCAGCAUCGAUGCCAUGUCAUGGCAAGGUACAUUUCGAAUCGUAGAUCUCCCUCGACUUCGUCACCUCCACUUCCAUGGACCCGUCGCAUCAUACACAGAGUUGGCAAAGUAUACUUCUUUCCCCUUGGAUGUCAUCGUCACUUUGGACCUAAAGUUCGAGCGUAAUCGCCAAUACGGCGAUCAUGUGCGCCAAAUGGAAGUAGAACUCCCCAUUCUGCUCAAACAUCUCGAGAAUCGUUUCAAACGUCGCCAGGAUGAGCUUGGGCUACCCUUCCGAAAGCUCCAUCUAGAGCUCGAGGUCGGCCCCAGAUAUCAAGGCGUCACGAUAUCUGCCUUCUCCGGUCAGCCAGACGAACGUUUACCACGCGACGGUAUCCUCACAGCAAGGUGGCGCGAUCGGACGGCUGAUUUGCAUCUUCGGGUUGGGUGGAACAAUGUCCUGUCGAAACUUGAUAUCGACGAUAUUCACGAAGUCGCUCGACAGCUCUGUCGUCGCCUCCCGCUGGCGGAGGUCACCCACCUGGGCGUAUGCGGUGCCGAUCCUUCCUAUCUCCCGUGGUGGCCAUCGACGUUCGAGCAGAUCCGCGACAUAGAAAAACUCGCGAUCAACGGCAAUCGGACAGUUUUCAUCGUAUCCCAAAUUAUCAAAGGCGAUUUCCCAGUCCGUUACGCUGGAAAGUACUAUAAUCAUGGAAGGAUCCCAAACGGUCUCUUGACGGAAGAUUCUUUGCGCGAAUGGACUUCUCAGUUCAAGAACCUUCGCGAUAUCACGGUUGAGUUCACUUCGCAUUUCGGUAGGACCAUGGAUGAAAUGACGGACGGCAUCAUCCCGGCUCUUGAGAGUAGGGAGAGGGCUGACCUCCCUCGUUUGCGGUCACUCACCAUACAUGACUGUGAUGUUACAAUGCGAACGGUGCAAAUUUUGGAGAAAUUGGCGGACAAGGUAGUGUGGGACAAGAAGGGGAAGGGGAUGCAGGAUCUUAACUGUAUCAGCAUCGAGAGAGAAAACCGUCUCAGGGAGCAGCGCUUGCUUGCAGAGGCGGAAGGGGAAGAAUAG